AUGAAAAAGAAUUUACUGAAAAACCUACCGCUGGCAAUUGUUCAUCACUCACUCGAGCCUAAAGUUCUUGCUGCAUUUUGCAGGGCUUUAAGCUUAACGAGAAAUGUUCAUAAAAUUGUAAUUGGUGGUCUUCAUUUUCAUAACCUUUACGGAUCAUUAUCAGUAAUACUUAAUGAAAACAAUACUAUUGAAGAACUUACCAUCAAAGACCAUCAAAAUUCAAAUGAUUUCAAAUUAUUUGUCCAAAGUAUUCCAAAUUCUGGACUUAGGACAAUUAAAUUUGUUAAUUCAAGCUUUACUCCAGAAAUGGCAACAAGUUUAGUGACAAUUCAUCUCGCGAAUAACCUCAAAAGAUUGAAAUUCGAUAAUUGUAAUUUAAGUCCUCAAAUUUACGAAAUUUUCUACAACAAUGUUAAAGCAUUUGAGAAACUCGUUUGUUUGGAAGUCUGCAAUGAUUCGAAGAAGAUAUCUGAAGCGAUGCUUCCAAAAGUUUUCAAAUUUGUUUCUCUGGCCGACAUCCAAGAGUUUAAACUCAAAAAUAUGGAUCUAGAUAUUGCUGUUAUUCUAAAUUCAAUUACCGAUGAUACACUUUACCUGUCGAAAUUGAAUCUGUCUCAAAAUUACUGUUCAAAGAUCACAAAAACUGAUCAUUAUUUCCCAAUUUCCAUCAAUAAACUCAAUUUGAGUGAAGUUUCCUGGAAAAUGAAUUCGCUUGCCGAAUUUUUGGCUUUACAACCUUUCAGAUCAAGCAUUGCUGUUGAUUUUUCCAAUGCCCAGUUCCCUCCAAAGGUCCAGAAAUUCCAUAUCUUUGAAGAAAUGCCAGAAUCUACGAAUAUUUUCUUCAUUAACGAUAUUAGAUGGAACAAAAACCCAAUUAACGCUAAACUUUUGCAUUAUUUGACAUCAAUUAAGUCUCUUAGAACAGCUUUCUUCGAAGAUUGCAGCUUUUCCAUGGAUGCCAGAGAUGAAAUUUUACUUGCUUUCGCAAGACUCAUCAGCGACACUAAAUUGGAGAAACUUUCAUUGGCAGGAACACUCCAAUAUUUCAAUAUUAACGGAUUAAUCGCUCUACAACGUGCUUUGUCCUCUCAUAAUUAUCUUCUUUCACUAAAUUACUCUGGAAACAACAUUGGUGAUGAAGGAUUGAACAUUCUUAGUAAUAUACUCCAUAUAAACAAGAGUAUUGAGCACUUAAAGGUCGAUAAAUCCAAUUUGACGGAUCCAAACAAAUUUAUUCAAUUUAUUAAGGAUCUUUCAACGGUUGAGAACUUGGUGUACGUUUCUAAACCAAGGAAAGACAUCAGAUUUCUUAGUACUAAGUUAAACAAAUCGUUUGAAAACACAAUUAAAACGGUUUGGGAUGAUUUCGCCAGAGAGAAUGAGAAGAAAGCUUCGGACAGCAAUUUCAAUGACAUGUCCAUGCAUUCUGCCAUGAAUUCAACCAUGGAAAGCUCAACUUCGAUGUAUGAAUUAAGACCACCAUUGGUUGAAGCAACAUGGAAUAUCAACAUUGAUAUCGGAUAUCUUCCAAAUAACUGGGAACAUGAAGAAAACCUCUUUGCAUAUGAAACAAUCUUGAAUACUACUUUACCAACGUUUGAAGAAGAAGAGGAUGAGUUCGUUGAUGAGCCUGAUCCAUCAAACAUACUUGAUAUAGAAGUAUUUUAA
Trichomonas vaginalis G3 is the source of this 1668-nucleotide messenger RNA. RefSeq lists its product as uncharacterized. The coding region runs from base 1 to 1668 and encodes 555 amino acids. Gene Ontology annotation, biological process: regulation of Arp2/3 complex-mediated actin nucleation; cell migration. The record is from RefSeq and is a predicted model, not a curated record. Gene Ontology annotation, cellular component: lamellipodium; plasma membrane. NCBI's taxonomy places the organism in Eukaryota, Parabasalia, Trichomonadida, Trichomonadidae. The transcript has a single exon.